UCGACGAGGACAACCGAUGACAGGUCCUCCUUGUUGCUGGCAGGGCAUGAGUAACCUUACAGAGACUGUCGAGAUACCGGUUGGUAAGCUCCUGAUGAGCUGAGGCUCCGCGCCUCAGCUCCGGCAUGUUUACGGCGACUGCAGUCGACCGCGAUAUUUUGCGCCUUUGGUGUUACACGGAGCGAGGAGUCAGUCAGUCAAAGGGAGUAUUCCCCACCACCAGUGUCGUCUUCUCAGAUUGGCGAGUGUGGAAGAAGCCUGCGAUAUCGAAACUUCCUUGGAAGUUUCCGACAGACCACAUGGUCCAUGGCGUUCUUUGGCUACAGCACUUCUCCUCCACAAGCCUAAACAUGUUUUGUCGUGUCAUGGCCAAGUCGCCCUCAUCUGGAAGCUGGUCUGUGGGACAUGGGUGGGUGGGAGAGGCGGAGGGGAGGCGGCGAGGAGGAGGUGGGGAGGAGGUGGAAACACGCCCUCUCCUCCUUCUCCUGGUUGUGUCUUCUUCUGCGUCCUCUCAUCUGCUCGCUUGCUCCUCUGUGGGACACCCAGACUGGCAGUACGAGAGGGUGUACUACAGCGAUUGCGCCUACGCUCUCCAUCACGGACAGCCAUGGCUUGCUUUCGCGCUUUUUGUGUUCUACUCUUCGGAGUUUUUGGUCUUUUAUCAGCUCUCACCAGAGCUGAAACUUUUGUGUCCCGGGUUUGAGACUGGUUUGCUCCUUGUCCCUUCCGUUCCUGAUGGCCCGAGUUUGGCCCCUACCCGAUUCGCUCGCCUUACUGGUUUCAGGUAGAGUAUCCUUUCCUCACAGGGUGGGUGGUGGAUGCAGCGGGGACAAGGUGGGAAGAACGUGGAAGCACGU
Molecule: messenger RNA, 857 nt
Organism: Alternaria rosae
Lineage: Eukaryota; Fungi; Ascomycota; Dothideomycetes; Pleosporales; Pleosporaceae
Exons: 1
Coding region: 126-788 (220 amino acids)
Source: RefSeq, a predicted model, not a curated record